Molecule: messenger RNA, 3417 nt
Organism: Symbiodinium natans
Lineage: Eukaryota; Dinophyceae; Suessiales; Symbiodiniaceae
Source: the annotation of a GenBank genome assembly
AUGGCAGCUGAAGCGCACCAGUGCCGCAACUGCGGGGAAAGCUUCCAGACCCGGAACAGCAUGUUCCGUCACCUGCGAGAGGCUCAUGGACCCCCGGGAGACGGUGCCAGGGAAGAUGCAAGAAGCCAAGGGAAUGAGCAAUCCUCAAACAUACCCGUAGCAUUUACAGAUGAUCCGAUCCAGAUGCCGCCUGAUCGCCAACUUCCUGCAUCCAUCCGUGACGUGUUCAAUCGCAAGGCGAGGCAAAUCCCUCCGGUUUUCCGUGUGCCUAGCAGGAUUCUGCGACAAGAGGUGCCUGAGGAGGACCUCGAAGACGCCUGGGAGAAAGGCCUGCUGUGGGCCAUCUCCAUCGGAACAAGGGGAACCUUUCAGCGGGAAGACCAAGCUCAAUGGCUCAAAAUGGCAAGAGAGCAUCCGGAAGAGCGCGACAUCCUGCUGUCUCCCUUGCAGCCAGAGGUGAAGGGCGACUUGCUCGUGGCGAUCCUGCGCACGUUGCAUGAGGCGACGUGCCACGACGUCCAUCGCUUUGCCCGUGGGACGUGGAAUGGUCAGGCGUCCGCUCAGGUUUGGCACGCAGUUGCCGAACGAGCGAGGGGCCGGGUGAGAAUCCAAUACCAAAGACUCAGCAAGAAGGGCCCUGCAAGCCCGCUUUUGCGUUUGCAUGGAGAGCCUCGAACAAAGUUGGACAUCUUCUCCCAAGAAGAGUUUGCUUUCUCCUUCUUGCGGAGGGUGGACGGUGAGAUCUUUCAAUGUCUGGGAAGCAUUGCGGAAUCCAUGUUCUACUUCUCCGAGAACUGUCCGGUGGACAUUUCAGGCUGCUACAAGCUUGCGCAAGCCGCCGUGGAAUCCGGAAACGUUGUGAGUAUGAGUGAGGGCAAGGGCAGGGACGGCCGCUUAAAGGUGCGGCUUCGGAGGCGAUCCGAAGAAGCGAUCUGCCUCUCAGCGCAUGAGGGAAUGUGGAGAGAGCUGGGAAUUGAAGCAAAGCAGGGGGACCACGUGCAUGAUUGGCGUCGCAUCAGCAUGGUGGCUAUUCAAGAUAUUACUCCGACAGCCGCUUCGUCGACCGCACUGCAGUGCGAGCAGAUCCAUGGUGGUUCCUUUGCAAGGGGCAUCUGCAAGGACUGGACGAAGGGACCAUGUCUGCGGGAGGCGAACUGUCGCUACGUCCACCUGCACAGUGCACCUAAGAAGGGCUGCUCACUCAGCGACGACCUCACGCAGGACACGUGCCUCAUCAGCGACCCGGAGUUGAGAGCAGCUCUGUGGCAGAAAAUGCAGCAGGGCAUCUUGCGCACUCCCCUGCAGGAGUUAUUGGAGAGGCUGCGGGAGACCAGGAGUGAUCCGGCGAUCUUCGGCAUGCUCCAGGCAGAGAUCGCCAAUGAGAGUCUGGUGCUUCUGGUGACGGCACACACUGCCGAGAAGGCUCACUUCUGGCAGCAUCAGGUCUUUCAGAAUUUGGCCUCCGUCGCCGACGAUGGCAAAGUGUGCAUUCUGGUCUCGCCAGUCUUGCAGAGGCCGCCGGCAUCACUCAUGCAGUGCCUCAUGAAAUACUGUCAGCGCGAGCUCUUGCUGCCUUCCUACCCGCACCUGAGGAAGGUGUGCCAGUCAUCCUUUGCUUUGCAUCUGCUUCCCUCGGGAUUGACCAAACUGGCGAAGUAUGUCGGCUAUGCUUACGUCAAGCCUGGGGGCACCAUGAACACGCGCCUCUGGAGAGUGAAGUUCCCUGGCAAAAGCUUCACAAGCAGGUGGAAGCCUUCGGACAACAUUCUUCAGAGGAAGGAGGACCUGGCCAGCUUCAUUGGGGGCUCCUCUUCCAAAUGGCCCUGCGUGGGAGUUCUCUUGGAGUCCGCCCGGAUUUUCGGGCCGCCCUCCCUGCAACCAAGGGCCGACCGACGCAGCCGCCUCACGGCGCUGCUGUGGCUUCUGGAGGACAUCGAGGGAGCCGACAAAACCACUGGUUCGGAUGGCGCGGGCAGUCAGGAUGAGAGUGAGGAGUGCAAUCAGUGGGAUGAGUUCGGUGAGUACGGUGAGGAUGGGUGGGACUACGACUGCGAGGAGAUUCACUCCUUGGCCUCUCAGGCAUUCUCGCAGACGAAGGAUCCAUGGCCGAUCCCCGAGGAUCUUGAGCUGAAUGUUUGGCCGCGGCAUGUUGAUCACUAUUCUGUCGAGGACACAGUCGUGUGGUGCUGCAAGCGGGCUGCGUCCCGACAGCUUGGGGCCUUGCAGGGGAAGCGUGUGAUUCGCAUGACGGCAGGCCAUCACCUCCUGGGAGUUUUCGUGCAGAACCUAAUUUAUGGCCUGGAGGCGACUCCCGAAGGCUCGCUGGAGCCCGAGAGGGUACAAUCUCUUCUCUGUCGUGUGGGGGCAGCUCCUGCACAGUACGCAGACGUGCUGCCAGAAGGCUCUUCCUUUGAUCUGGUCCUUGCUGUCAUGGUGGCCUGCUUCUACAGACAGCUGCGGGGGUCCAGCUGUCACGGUGCACUCCGUGUGCCAGAAGUCUUAGAGGGCCUGCUCAUCGCAAAGGCUUUGUGCCGAGGGCAGGGUCGCUGCCACCAACUGCGGCGGAGCAUCCUCGGUCUUCUCCGACGGCACCCCGUACUUCUUGGGCGCGUUGAGACCAUGUGCCGCGGAGGCAGUGUGGCUAUGGGUCUGGACACAACGAACUCGGACCAUGACAUCUUCUUGUGCCUGCGGGACGGAGGACAGGAUAUGGUCGAGGAGCUGCACCGCGUGGUCUUGGAGCUGAAGGAGACCUGCGGGCGCGUCCGGCUACAGCGAGCGGAGGUGGUGAAGAAGGAUUUCGCUGUGGAGAUCAAGAACUACUACCGCCACAGGGACUUCGACUUGGUGCCCGUCACUUUUCUCCAAUCCCACGUGGGGGAGCAGCAGUGGGAUCCGCAGCGCCAGGUGUGGCAGGCGCUGCUGCACCCGCGCUUGGCCCCCAAGCUUCAGCUCCUGAGCGAAAAGCAUCCGAGUGCCUUCUUCGCCAUGCGCCUGGUGAAGAUGUGGAAUGAGACCUUAGACCUCCGCCAGGGCAAGCCGCCGCUGGUGACGCUGCACAUUCCACUGCUGACUUUGGGAGCAUGGCAGUCCGGGCGCCUGGAGGAGUGCGACAGCCUCCAGGCAUACCUCCUGCAAAUCUUGCAAUACAUUCAGGAGAAUUGGCUGCGCCAAGAUCUGGGGAGUGAAGAGACAUUGCUCCGAGAGCUCGAGGUAGAACCCCACCUGCGUCGCAUGAUUGCCAAGUAUGGCGACGCCAUGCGGCAGGAUUUCCCCCGUGUUCUCGAGCAAGGCCUUCAGUGGCUUCGUACCGCUUCCAGGCCCAGAGCCGAUGCCUCUGCUGCCCAGCUGGUGGAAGGCACCUGCCGGCUCUUCGGUUGCGGUCAGCUGCUGAGCCGUAACCCCUGCAGCCGCUGA